ACCAUUUGUCACAGUGACACCCAAAUCCAAUGCCAAUGGUACUGUCUCUCCGUGCCCUCAAAGACAGAGUCCACUGCGGAUUAGUUCUGCAAGGAACAGAGAAACAGAACAAGACAAAAACCCCUCCCUCCCUCUCUCUCCUUCCCUCCCAUUUCUCUUCCCAUCAAACCCUAUCUCACAGACCUCCAAAUAUUCAGUCCCAAUCUAAAUCUGAAUCCAAAUUCCUGAAAUCCAUUUACCCAAUCCUUCAAAAUUCCAGACCCAAAUCCUCCAUUCCCUCUCCCAGCCAUUCUGAGAACUAUUUCGAUGUUCUCUACCACCCCAUUUGUGCUCUCUUUCUCCCUUCUCCUUUCCCUCCCUAUCCUCUUCCUCAUCGGCCCUCGCUUCCUCCCUCCUCGCCACUCUUCCGUCCCCAUACCUCUCACCGACGAGCGCGACGACCUCUCCCUCUUCAACCGCGCCGCUUCCCUCUCCAGCCCCUCCUCCUCCUCCUUCUCCCACCUCUCCACCAAUCCUAAGCUCAAAAUCGCCUUCCUCUUCCUCACCAACUCCGACCUCCACUUCUCCCCCUUAUGGCAGCGCUUCUUCCACGGCAAUUCCCACCUCUACAAUAUUUAUGUUCACGCCGAUCCCUCCGUCAACGUCACGCGCCCCGACGGUGUCUUCCUCGACCGCUUCAUCUCCUCCAAGCGUACCUACCGCGGUUCCCCCACCCUCAUCUCUGCCACCCGCCGUCUCCUCGCCACUGCCCUCCUCGAUGACCCCGCCAACGGAUUCUUCGCCGUCCUCUCCCAGUACUGCAUCCCUCUCCACUCCUUCCGCUACGUCUACCACUCCGUCGUCAUCUCCACAUCCUUUGAUCGGACCGAGUCCGAUGCCAGGUCGGCUCGGUUUGGCGUCCGGUUCCGGUACAAGAGCUUCAUCGAGAUUCUCUCCAAUGAACACACUCUCUGGAAGCGAUACACCGCCAGGGGCCGAUUCGCGUUGAUGCCGGAGAUCCCCUUUGAUAAAUUCAGGGUUGGAUCUCAGUUUUUCGUGCUCAUGCGCCGGCACGCGCUAGUGGUAAUCAAGGAUCGGACGCUUUGGAGGAAAUUCAAGCUUCCGUGUUAUCGGGACGACGAGUGCUAUCCGGAGGAGCACUAUUUCCCGACUUUGUUAUCAAUGGCGGACCCCAACGGGUGCACCCACUACACCCUGACCAAGGUCAAUUGGACCGGCACGGUCAAUGGCCACCCGUACACGUAUCGGCCCGCCGAGGUAUCGCCCCAGCUGAUCCAUCAGCUUCGGCAAUCGAAUUUCUCGGAGUCUUACUUGUUUGCAAGGAAAUUCACCCCCGAUUGCUUGAAACCCUUGAUGGGCAUCGCCGAGAAGGUCAUUUUCCGGGACUGAAUUUUGCAUCUGGUUGAAAAAGGGCAGUGAAGCCUUUUUUACUUCGACUCGUGGGGAUGGGGAUAUAGUUUUGAAGAGGCGGAAAGUGUAGUGCCCACAACAAACCCAACCCAGAAUUUCUUCGAAAUCGAAGGCUUGGACAGAUCUAUUAAGGUCUGAAAGGGAAACUUGUGGGAUUGAAAAAAGAAAAAGGAAAAGAAAAGAAAAAGCAGGUACUUUUUGUUCCUAAGUGUAUUUUCCGAGGGCUGUAUAAAUACUACUGUUUCUUCUUUUAUUAUUAUUGUAGUAAGCAGAUCGUAGAUUUUUGUCC
Messenger RNA from Juglans microcarpa x Juglans regia, 1699 nucleotides. Its product is annotated as glycosyltransferase BC10. Bases 307 to 1389 code for a protein of 360 amino acids. NCBI's taxonomy places the organism in Eukaryota, Viridiplantae, Streptophyta, Magnoliopsida, Fagales, Juglandaceae. The transcript is spliced from 2 exons. The record is from RefSeq and is a predicted model, not a curated record. Gene Ontology annotation, molecular function: glycosyltransferase activity. Gene Ontology annotation, cellular component: membrane.